UUCCAAGCAAACGGAUGAUAAACCAGUCGGCAGAAAGCUUGCAUACUUCGCACUUUAUUUUGUACAACAUGCGGCGUGCGCGUCUUCUCGGUUUUACAGGAUCGCACCGCAUGACGAAAACCUACCACUGCAUCUGAAAGAAUGAACACUUUGGCAGUGCAAAAUAUGGAAUCUAAAAAACACAUCGUGGUUAUAGCAUUCCCCGGAUACGGCCAUUUGAUCCCUCUGUUAUCCUUUGCGCGCAAAGCAGCCGAACACCAUCAUGUGACGUUCGUGAUUUCCAAGUGCAAGCUCAACGAUCUGCGCACCCGGGAAUUAUUCACCGCCGAAGAUGAGAAGACCAUAGCACUGAUUGGGCUGGAAGACGGUAUCCCGGAUGGCGCCGGGGAAGACACCAAUCCCAGUGUGUGGGGGAUGUUGUGGGACGGCAUUAUUCCGUCCAUCGAGGCGUUCCUCCGUACGGUGCCCACCCCCAACAAACCCAGCAGCCAAUCACCCUACAGCAUUACGCGACCGGUCGAUGUCGUCUUCUGUGAACUGUUUUUGGCCUGCUCCGCGGUGAUAUGUCAGCAGCGGGGGAUUCCGUGUUAUUUAUUCUGUACAGCGCGCCUGGGAGCGCAGCUGUCGCGGUUAAAUGUAACAGAGCAUACACCGGUCGUGGCCGAGGGUGAAGUAUCGCCUCUGCGCCAUGUUAUGGGUAAACGUGCGAUGGAUCCCGAGCAGAAGAAUGCACCGUUUCUAGACCGGCAUAAGAAGCAUAGUCUGUCGAUUUGCAGCGGGCUGAAACCGGCCGUGGGUAUAGUGAUUAAUUCGUUCCGGGAGAUCGAGGAAGAGGCGAUUGCGGAAUAUUUGAAGGAUGAACGGGCGAAAGGUCAUGAUGUGAAGUGCACUGGACCACUGCUACCCGAGGAAGACAAACUGAACUCACAAAACUUUAAGAUUCAGCAACAGGUGCAGCAAUGGUUGGAUACGAAACCUCCCAACUCGGUCAUAUACAUCGCCUUCGGAUCUGUUCGCAUACCCGCCAAAGAGCGCAUCACGGAAAUCGGCAAGGCACUUCUCCUGCUGAACCAACCCUUUAUCUUCUCCCUGCGCCAGGAACAGCACGAUCUCCUGCCCGAGGAAAUCCGUCGCGGAAUGGCCGAUCAGUUUGCCGGUUCCGCAUUGGGUCUGGUCCUUCCAUGGGCACCGCAACGCAACAUCCUUCUCCAUCCGGCCACGGGUGUAUUUCUGAGCCAUUGCGGAUGGAACAGCACUGUUGAGGCUAUGUACACCGGGACGCCAGUACUGUCAUGGCCCAUCUUCGGGGAUCAACUGUAUAACGGGCAGUUGCUGGAGGAAGCCGGUAUGGGGGUGGUGCUGAUUAAUGCGGACGAACACGUGAAGAUUGUUCCAGCGGAAGAGAUAGCAGAGAAACUGGCCAAUGUGGGGGGCUUUGCGUUUAAAGGUCGUGAGCGCGUAUUGGAUACGGGGUUUAAACGGGCAGCGGAAGUGUGGAAGGAGAAGACACGGGCCGCUGUGACGAUGGGCGGAAGUUCAGAAGAGGAGUUUGAGAUGCUGAUGGCGCUCGAAGUUCUCCGGAAAUCAGACCACAUAUAGUGCUUGAUAAAAACAACCUCCGACAUUUGUUUUUUUUGUAGUUACACGGCGUUAGAUUUAAUUGCGUGUUAACUGUCAGAUUACUUUGCGUACGAGUGUUGCGCGAAAACAGCUGCAUCUUCUGCGCGGUCGUGGUGCCGAUUAUCCACUUAAACUGACAUGAUUUUUAACUACAAAGUACAAUGCAGUUGCUACUGCGUGUUCACGUACUCGUACUUAGAGUUUACUUAAAUUCUGCCAGUUUAUCGAAGCCAGUGCGAGCUAAUACCAACCGGUUUUCAGACCUAGGCAGUUGGCUGUUUCUGCCAAGUAAAAUCGAUUAGCACAU
Molecule: messenger RNA, 1927 nt
Organism: Paramacrobiotus metropolitanus
Lineage: Eukaryota; Metazoa; Tardigrada; Eutardigrada; Parachela; Macrobiotidae
Exons: 2
Coding region: 142-1599 (485 amino acids)
Molecular function (GO): UDP-glycosyltransferase activity
Source: RefSeq, a predicted model, not a curated record